AUGAUCAAUGACAAUAAUGAAGACAGCUUACAUCUGGAAAAAUCUAUGGAAAUCCGCGCAAUCCACUUAUUAUACAACCAAAACACAGAACAUUUAUCCCAUAGCAAUUCUAUAAUAACAGCCCACUACUCUUCCUGAAACUUUGUGCCAAAAAAUAUUUUUGAACAAUUCCACCAGUUAUGAUACGUUUGGUUUUUGUUUAUUUUGAUUCUUGAAUUAUCUUAUUAUGGACGCAUAGAGAAUUCUCUUUUAGUUUUGCUUCCAUUUUGCAUUUUACUCAUAUUAAGGCUCUUGUCAGACGGAUACUUCGAUAUAAGGAGACAUAAGUUUGAUAAUGAGCUGAAUAAUCGAGAAUACAAAAUAUUAACGAUAGAUGACACAAUAAAUAAGAAAAGUAGAGAAAUAUCUGUGGGAGAUCUAGUGCUACUAAAAAGAAAUGAUAUAGCUCCUGCAGAUUUAAUAGUGCUCUGUACCAGCAAUUAUAAACAAAAAUUCCAUGUAGAUAUGACUGAUAUAACUGGAGAAGCGCAAUUUGAAGUUAAAAAACCUGUAAAAGAAACCCGAUAUGCGUCUAAUUCAAAUGAUAUUUUUGAGACAGUUAAUGAGCUGUCUAAAUGCUCAGCAACAAUAAAGGUGCCUGAGGAUUCUAGCUGUGAUUUUUGAGGAUCAAUUAAACUGAAAACAAACCCAAAGUCAGUGGAAUUGAGGGAAAUAAACUAUAUAAGAAGCGGAUCCAAAAUUUUAGGGAUUGCAUGAAUUUAUGGACUAGUUAUAUACACAAACGGCGAGUUAAAGCAGAAUCAGCAGUCUUCAUACUCCUUAUCUUUAUUUGAAAAAAGUAUCAAUAAAGCGAUUUUUUAUAUGAUGAUUUUGUCAUUUUUAUUAGUGUUCUUAAGCAGCAUGAUCUGCAUUUAUGGGGUUGGGAUAUAUUUUGGUGAUAAUUCUCAAGGCUUUACGAUUAACGCUAUUAUUCUUUUCCAUGGGCUUGUGCCUCCUGUUCUCUUGAUCUGCAUCAAAAUAAUUCAAAUUAGUUUUAUCAUCAAAGUUUCAAAAAAUAAUCCCGGAAUCCUGUUCAAUAGUUUAGAUUUUUGUGAGGAAUUAGGACAAAUUGAGUAUAUUUUAACUGAUAAGACAGGAACACUUACUACUAAUGAUGUACAUAUAUCGAUUUUUGUAUUAGAUGGAUUAGGAUUAUUAAAGUCAGGCGCUAGCCAUAUUGGUCACUAAAGACCUCCCGUACGGGAGGUUCUACGCUUUUCGACUCCAGCCCAGAGGGUCUAUCCCUCUUGAGAGUACCCUUCCGGUACCUUCUGUCUCCUCCUUGCCUUGAGGCUUCAGUCUUGAGUGGGCGGCUUAUGGAUUUCUGCUGCCCUGCUACGGGUGAUUGGAGUAGCUUGAUUCCAAGGAUCACCUUGGAGUCUAUUGGGUGUCAAAGUGCCUUCCUUCGACAGCUAAAGGAAAAAGACUGUUUCCCUGUGGUCUGGGCCGAAAACCCCAGUUUCUCGGUAGAGGAAUGCCCAUGGGUCCUCGGAUCCAAAGUACGCUGUUGAGCACCUCCAUUUUCAACUACAGGAAAUCAGCCGAACCUACCCAGAUACACACCUCUUGAGCCUGCACUUGAUCUCUGCUCGGAUUCCGUCUCAGUUCGCCGUGGCCAUAAGAUCUGGACUGCUGCGCCAAGAGGGCAGAUUGGCACGCAUCACCAUUUUAAUGUAUAUUUUUGUAUUAGAUGGAGUUACUUAUUUAAGGGACUCUCCCAGUUCUAAAAAAAAUAACGAUGCGAACAAAUCUUUAUUAGAUAUUUCCAAUUUCAGUGCGUUUAUUGACUUAAAAGACGAGCUUCAGAGAUCAAAAAAAGAUGAAUUUUCGUUACCUUACUAUUUUGUUAUGUGCAUGGCUAUCUGCAAUCAAUCAAACACAACGGAAGAAAUGGACUGCAAUGUUUUGUCAAUAGAAGAUGAAGCCAUGAUAGAAGCAAGUGAGGACUUAGGACUCAGCAUAAAUUCCAGAGAAAAUAAAAUAAUCAAUUUAAGCUGCUUUGAAACAGAAAUUUCUCUAAAUGUUAUUAACUCGAAAAGCUACUCCGAAAAAACACAUAAAUCCAGGAUGAUUGUUAAGGAUUCUUUUAAAAAUGAAAUUAUUUUGUAUGUGAAAGGAACGAAAAAUGAAAUGUUGAAGUCACUUGUACUGGCUCCAAAUCUUAGACACUACUUAGAAAAUAACGCUUAUGAAAGCAAGCUGAAUGGAAAAAAGCUAUUCUAUUUAGGAUAUAAAAUUCUAAAUGAAGAAGAAGUUGAAGAAUUUGACUAUAAAUACAGAAUUGCCAAAUUAUCACCAUUAAAUAGCGAAGGAAAAAUCGAAGAUACCUUUCUUAAUUUAGAAGCUGAUUUAAAUUUUUUAGGAAUAAUUGGACUUGAAGACAAAGUCUAUGAAGAUACGAAAGAAACUGUUUCUAUUCUCUCUAGCGCUGGAAUAAAAUUUUGGAUGCUAAGUGGAGAUUCUGAAGAAAAUUCGAUUUGCGCAGGCAUUUCUGCUAAAUUAAUUGAUCAAGAUGCUAAAAUCGUAAAACUUUCAGAAAUUACUUCAGAGCUUGACUGCAUGCUUGAAAUGAUUAACCAAAUAAAAUCAACUUUUAUCAACCUAGACAUUUCAGUCAAAGACAAAAGUAUCGACAUUAACCAAGUCUAUCAUAACUUAGAAGAAAGCCUAGUAAGUAUCUCAUCUGAUGAAGACUCCAAACAUAAUAGCAGCAAUUCCACUGCGAAAAGCGAAAUAAAAACCCAUCGCUUGCAUAGAGUCCCAAGAAUUGUGUCCCAACUCGCUAAAUCCCAAAUAAAAAUUCCUUCAUUCAAGCCUUCUAUCCAUGAGCUUAUAGAUUUUACACUCUCUGUAGAUAGAAGCGCGUUAAAUUUUGCCUUAAGUUCUGAAGAAAAUCGGAAGUAUUUCGCCAUUCUAUUGGCUGCUGCUAAAAGUGUAUGCUUUUACUCUCUUUUACCUGAAGAUAAGACAAAAAUCGCGAAAUUUUUAAGAAAUAAUUUUUCUUACAACCCCACAUUUCUUGCUAUAGGAGAAGGGAAAAGCGAUUUCGGAAUGAUUCAAGAAGCCCACAUAGGGGUUGGGAUGGCUAAUUCUUCUAUAGCCUAUGCAGGGCUUUUAUCAAUAUCUCGAUUUUCUCAACUCAAGGAAUUGCUGCUAUUUCAAGGGCAUUGGAAUUAUAUAAGGAUGUCCAAUAUGGUGCUUAUAACCUUUUACAACAAUUUUUUAUUGAUAUUUAUAAUGUUUUUCCAUUGUGUUGUAGGAAGAUCAUAUGGCUAUAAGCUAUUUGGAGAUGAAAUGAUUGCAAUUUUCCUUGUAGUCUUUAUUUUGCUGCCAAAGUUGGUUGUUGGGAUUUUUGAUGAGGACUUAGAUAGAGAACAAUUGACGAAAUAUCCUCAAGUUUAUAGUAUUUAUAUGAAAAAUACGCUACUAUCAUUAUGGCAAAUUUUAUAUCUCCUUAUUAUUUCCUUUAUUCAAGCAGGGAUCAUCUAUAUCCCUAUUUUAUAUUUUACUAUCAUUGAUGAAAAUGGUACAACAAUCAGCUUAGCAAUGAUUGAAUGGCUAAUUUAUUUUUCAAUCACAGGGGCAUCUUUAUUAUUUAUCCUUAAUGAAACUCAAACUUAUAAUCGAUGAACAAUCAGUUCUCACUUGAUUUCUAUUGGAUCCUUAAUACUCUAUUCUACUCUAACCUCUUAUUUCAGCAAUAAUGAUAUCUCAGGAGCUCUAGAAAUGGCUAAAAGUUCUUACUUGUUUUUCCUCUAUAUUUUACUGACCUUAAGUUUAUGCUUUUUGGUUAUUUACACAUGAAAGAUCAGCGUAGUUUUAUUUCUUCCAACUCUAGUAGAUUUUAUCAAAGCUAUGAAAGAUUUUCAGUUAUCUGUAAAAGUUAGAUCGAAAUUUGAAAUUUUCCAGAAAAAUUUAGAAGCGAUUUAUAAAAAAACAAAAAGCAUUAGCAUGUUAAGCGAUUCUUUUGAUUUAAAUAAGCUUACUAUGAAAUUCAUAUCAGAAAUGAGAGAAGCACAAUAUGUGGAUGAAAAUAGAGGAAGCCAUACAAAAAAUUAUAAGCUUUUAAUACUCCUGCUGGAUACUUUAAUAGUGAUCUUUUUAAUUGAUUCUUAUUUUGAAGUGAGCGAUAAGCAUAGCUAUUUGACUUUUAUGCUCAUAAAUAUUUCAGUCUAUGUUUUUCUGACAAUUAUUACUUUUACAAGAUAUUUUCAUAGUCAUCAAAAAAUUAUAAUUAUUUCGCUGCCCGUUUAUUGCAUGGCGUUAUUAGCACUAGCAGGAUUUAUUUAUAAUGUGACUGAUAAUAUAGUGUUUUUUAGCUGACCACCGCUCUUUAUUAUCGGCACCAGCAUUUUUUGAAUUGAAAUGGUUUCCAUUUCUGCUUUAGUGACUCCUGUAUAUAUCACCUUAGAAAUAUUUUAUUUGGCAAAAAAUGUCCCUUAUCAUAAAGGCUUGAUUUUAUCUCUGCAGUUUUCUGUACUCUUCAUAUCAUUGACACUUUUUGCUGCUUUCAUAGCAUACUUUUCAGAAAGAUCAAACAGAAGGCGAUAUAUGCUGAUGAAAAAGGUCGAAAUUGAAGUUGAGAAAUCCCAGCAUGUUCUAAAUGUCGUCUUGCCUGCAUUCGUGAGAAAAAGAGUGAGAGAUGGAUGCCGGUAUAUUGCAGAAGACCAAGGCAUGGUAACUGUGAUAUUUUGUGAAGUUUGCGAUUUUGAAGAAAUAAUUUCUACGUAUCCAAUAACUGAAAUCUCAUAUUUUAUAGAUGACAUUUAUAAAAAAUUUGACGUUGUAUGUGAAUCGACUGGAGUCACAAAGAUCGAAACCGUUGGUAAAGUUUAUAUGGCUUGUGCAGGAUUGAAUGACAGUGAACAAGAAAUUUGUGCAUCAAUGAGAGCAAUCUCUCAUACAAGGAGGGCAAUAGAAAUGGGCUUAGGAGUUAUAAGUGCUGCUAAAAAAAUAAGAUUACGUAAAGGAAAAGGUUUACAAGUCAAAGUUGGCAUCCACACAGGAACUGUUGUAGCUGGUGUAGUUGGAUUUCAUAAACCUCAAUUUUCACUUGUUGGGGACACUGUAAAUACUGCAAGUCGAAUGGCAUCCACUAUCCUAAAGCCAGACAAAAUCCAAAUUUCUGAAGAAACUUACCGCUAUCUUACAGACAAAAGCAGCUUGAAAUUCAAAACCCAGACAAUCCAGGUCAAAGGAAAAGGCUUCAUGAAAACCCACUAUGUAAAGCCCAGCGCAUUUGAAGAAGUCAUAAUUAACCACCAUCCUCCUAAUUAUCAUUUUUCAAUGCCAGAAUUAGGAGGAAAAAAUUCACCUAAAAAAACUAAUGAAGCUCCUCACACUGGGAUAUCAGCUAUGAAAAGACAGUCAGUGGUAUUUUCUGAGCUGGACUUAGAAGACCCUACAGAGCUCUUUGAGAGAAAAGAAUCAAGCGUUAUUGAGCCAGUAAGGCUACUAUCAUGAAGGUUUUUUGAAAAUGAAAAAGAAAAAGCACUUAGAAUGCAGAUGACAGAGAGUAGCUAUCCAAUCUUGGCAGGAGGAAUCUUGAUUAUUGUUGUGUGCAAUGCAUUAUUGGCAUUGUUUAGUUUAUUUUAUGCAAUAUUUGAUAUAGAUGAAGAAGAUUUCUAUCUUGAUACUAUUUUUUAUUUAGUUCAGUGUCUUACUUUCUCUGGAAUAUUAGUUUUUCUAAAAAGAAAUUAUAAAAAAUACCUAUUUGCAUGGCUUUUACAGCUUUUUUAUUUAAUAGCUAUUGUAUGGAAUGUACUUUUAAAUAUUAGGUCAAAAAAUAUUUAUGAUGAAAUUGUUUGUGAAGCGUAUGCCCUUUUUAUGAUUCUCGCUAUGAAUCAAUGCUCCUGCAGCUUUUUUAAGAACACUUUUCUUGCAACAAUCCUAGUAUCAAUUCUUCACAUAAUCACUUUAAUUGUAAUUGACUACAAUUACCUCCGCCACCACAUCCCAUUUACAGUAUUUUUCGUAGCUGUUUCACUGUGUACAUCUUACCAUAGAGAAGACGAUUUACGGACCUCUUUCGCAUUAGAACAAUAUGCCAGUAAAGAGCUGAAGAAGACUGAAAACCUGCUUACACAGAUGAUGCCACCUCACGUGUAUCGCAAUUUAAAAGAAGAAGUGGCUAAUACUGACACCAUAAUGGACGUCACUAUUUUAUAUGCAGAUAUUGCUGGGUUUACGGCUUGGUCUUCUGAUCAUAAUGCUAGUGAGGUAAUUGGCAUGCUUUCUGAGGUUUAUACAAGAUUUGACAAAAAAUGUGUAGAAAAUAAUGUAUAUAAGGUCCAUACAAUUGGAGAUUGUUAUGUAGCAAUAGGAUUUGUGGGGAAUGAUAAUAGAGAUUCUGAAAGAGAAUGCUUAAAUAUAAUAAAAUUUGCACAAUCAUUAAAUACGAUUAUUGAUGAUGUGAACAAAGAAUUAUUUUUAAAUUUAUCAAUGAGGAUUGGAGUCCACACGGGAAAUAUUAUUGGAGGGAUUGCUGGGACUAAUAUAGUUAGAUAUGAUAUAUAUGGAGAUGAUGUAGUUAUCGCGAAUAAAAUGGAAAGUUAUGGAGUUCCUGGUUGGAUAAACGUUAGUGAAACAACAAAAAAUUUAAUAGAAAGCUAUAAGCCAGGGAUGUUUAAGUUUGAACCUCGUGAAGAGGUCGAAAUUGAUGCAAUAAAACGAUCAGUUAAGCCGUUUCUUAUAGUUUAG
Blepharisma stoltei is the source of this 6738-nucleotide messenger RNA. The record is from the annotation of a GenBank genome assembly. Lineage: Eukaryota; Ciliophora; Heterotrichea; Heterotrichida; Blepharismidae.